AUGGCAGUCAUGGACCUGUUGAUAGAAAAGAUAAAUGACCUCCAGGACAUAUGUACAGAAAACAACAUAUCAAAUAGAAUCGAGCUUCCGCAAAUAGUAGUUGUCGGUAGCCAAAGCUCUGGAAAAAGUAGCGUGCUUGAAAACAUAGUGGGAAGAGACAUUCUUCCGAGAGGAACAGGGAUCGUCACCCGAAGGCCAUUGAUAUUGCAGCUUAUUUACAGCAAAACAGAAGACUAUGCUGUCUUCAAUCACCUUCCAGAAACAAAAUUUACAAACUUCGAGGAAGUAAAGAAGGAAAUCAUCAAGGAAACAAACAGAAUCCUAAAAUCAAAGAAUGACGUUUCCCCACUUCCGAUCACACUUAAGUACUAUUCCUCAAAAGUUCUCACGCUUACACUGGUCGAUCUUCCAGGAUUGGUAAGGGUUCCAACAAACGAUCAGCCUAAGGAUAUAUGUACCAAGAUAACAGAGAUAUGUAGAAAGUACGUAUCGAAUAGGAAUGCACUAAUCCUUGCAGUAUCUUCCGCAAAUACAGACAUAUCGAAUUCGGAUGCCUUACAGCUUGCAAGGGAAGUGGAUCAUAAUUAUGAAAGAACAAUCGGAGUUCUUACCAAGGUAGAUCUGAUGGAUUCGGGAACAGAUGUUGUAGACAUACUAGCUGGAAGAAUCAUAUGCUUAAGACUAGGGUUUGUUCCUGUUGUAAAUAGGAGCCAGCAGGAUAUCGAAAGAAAUAAAAGCAUACAACAAGCAUUAAAGGACGAGGAGGUGUUUUUCCUAUCUCAUGAGUCUUACAAGAGGAACAGAGCGUACUGUGGAACAGGAUAUUUGAUAACAAAGCUUCAUAACAUUCUUCACGAACACAUAAAACAAUGCUUACCAGAACUUCAAGAAAGAAUCAACAGUGGAAUGAUUGAUGCUCAAAACAACCUUCGAGAUCUUGGAAACAUAUGCUUGAGCCCGAAAGAAAAUGUAAUGCGAAUCAUCAACACUGUUUCCAAAAGAUUCAGCGAUAUUCUCUCAGGAAACAUCGAGUCUAAGGGAAACGAGCUGAUGGGGGGAGCAAGGCUGAACUAUGCAUUCAAUCACCACUUUUCAAAGUUCAUAAAUAGGCUUGGUGCUCUUGACAACAUUCAUGACGAGCAAAUAAGGGCACUACUGUAUAACUCUAGUGGAUCGUCAUCUGUACUGCUAUUUGGACAUGUAGCCUUUGAAAAGCUAGCAAGGGUUUCUGUGGAAUCCUUCAAGUUGCAUAGCUUAAAGCUUGUGAGCAUAGUAUUUUCCGAGCUGGUUAGAAUGAUUAAGCACAUUGUAGAUGUUUCCACAGCAAGUAGGUAUCCUGUACUUGGAGAAAGGAUUAUAGCCUGUGCGAUCGGAAUGUUUAAGGAAAGAUGUGAUGCAACACAUAAACUGGUUGAGUCAUUCGUUGACUGGAAUACAGGAUACAUCAGUACCAGGCACCCCGACUUUAUACGAUGGAAUGAAAUGUUAUCAAGGGAAAUGGAGGAUUCUGUACUUGAAAGAAAGGCAGAAAAGAUAGACUUCUACAAGGGAAUGGAAAGCAAAGCCACUCUUGAUUCCAUUCCUAAUACGUUAAGGAUUCGCGAUGGGCUUUCCGAGCAAGAGGUUAUAGAGAUAAACAUGAUUAAGUCCAUGGUUGAGUCUUAUUUCGAAAUAACCAAGAAGAUAAUUGUUGAUCAAGUUCCAAAAGCAAUAAUGUGUGAGUUAGUCAAAAAGGCCGAAAACUCACUUCAGGAGACACUAUUCAUGGAGAUAUACAACAGGGAAGACCUGGAUUCAAUAGCGUCAGAGUCGGAAGAAGUGAAGUUAGAAAGAAGUAGAAUAGAAUCCAUGUUAAAGGCCUUGAAGCAAGCCUAUGAUAUAAUAUGCUCUUUAUGA
This is a messenger RNA of Encephalitozoon intestinalis ATCC 50506, 1896 nucleotides long. Its product is annotated as dynamin-like vacuolar protein sorting protein. Gene Ontology annotation, cellular component: membrane; cytoplasm; microtubule. Gene Ontology annotation, biological process: peroxisome organization. Lineage: Eukaryota; Fungi; Microsporidia; Unikaryonidae. The coding region runs from base 1 to 1896 and encodes 631 amino acids. The record is from RefSeq and is a predicted model, not a curated record. The transcript has a single exon. Gene Ontology annotation, molecular function: microtubule binding; GTPase activity; GTP binding.